AUGGCUGACACGAAUAAGCGGAAGUCAGGGCCGGGAGAUAGCAGAGAUGAUAAGCAAGGCAAGAGAAGCAAGGGCGGGUCAGGUGGAAAAUGGCAAACGCCACACCAAAAGAGCAAAGCCAACACUCCACGGGGCGGUGGGAAGAUUGAGCCUGGCGAUGCGGGAAUCUGGGCUACCUGCAUGAAAAGCAAAGAAGGGAAAGCUACGGAGGAAUUGAAGAGCCUCUUUGAACAUUCUGCCGAGAAGUUCUACAAUAUUUCACCUGUGAAAGAAGAUGAUGAUGAAGAUGAGGAUAUCGAAGCCUCCAUUCGGAAAGAGAUCAGCGGCAUGGCGGCGACGAAGGAUGCGCCAAAGAUGUUCCAGCCCGUCUUCCUGGAUGUGCAGUGUGUGCUGUUCUUCAAGCUACAGCCUGCAAUUGAGCCCGUCGACUUCGUCCAUCGGAUAUGCGAGGAGGCAGCGAGUAACCCCACUGGAAGGACACACAGAUUCCUGAACAGGCUGACGCCAAUGACACGUAUGGGGCGAGCGACGCAGACCGACCUGGAGGCACUGGCUAGGGAGGUCUUACAGAAACAUUUUCGGCUAGUGGAUGGAGACGGGACGGAAGGGAAAGCGGGCGAGUGUGAUGCCCAAGAUUUCUGCUCGUAUGCGAUCCGACCAACAAUCCGCAACCACAGCCUCUUAAAGCGUGAUGUUGUAAUCAACACUAUCGCAAAUCUCAUCGAUAAGUCCCACAAAGUCUCGCUCACUAACCCAGACAAGGUUAUAUUGGUCGAACUAUACCAAAAUGUUUGUGGCAUGAGUGUCGUGGGAAGCGAUUGGGAGGCACUUAAGCGCUACAACCUCAACGAAAUUUACUUGCCCACUCCCAAACCGGGGCCGGCGGCACCUGUAACAGAGGGGGUCCCUGCAGCGGAACUUACGGCGCCAGAUCUGGCAACGAAAGACGAGACACACGUGCCCGAUGAAAACACUGUUGCAGAGCCGACGGCGGCGGCACCGUAG
Pseudogymnoascus destructans is the source of this 1005-nucleotide messenger RNA. RefSeq lists its product as uncharacterized. NCBI's taxonomy places the organism in Eukaryota, Fungi, Ascomycota, Leotiomycetes, Thelebolales, Thelebolaceae. Gene Ontology annotation, molecular function: RNA binding. The record is from RefSeq and is a predicted model, not a curated record. Gene Ontology annotation, biological process: tRNA modification. The transcript is spliced from 5 exons. The coding region runs from base 1 to 1005 and encodes 334 amino acids.